Molecule: messenger RNA, 1124 nt
Organism: Kockovaella imperatae
Lineage: Eukaryota; Fungi; Basidiomycota; Tremellomycetes; Tremellales; Cuniculitremaceae
Exons: 3
Coding region: 84-740 (218 amino acids)
Source: RefSeq, a predicted model, not a curated record
CAUCAAUAUCUACAUAGACAGAUCGUCGACCGAUCUCAUGAGCAAAGGGCAGCCCGCCCACGAUUGAGCGAGAGGCGCCUGAUAUGUCAAUUUUGGGUGUGAGACGAGACCAUUCGCCCGACAAGGCCCCAGCACACAUCAGGACAGCAUCUCGUCUACUCUCUCCCAACCGUCGUGUUAAGUCAAGCGUUCGAAAAUCCGGCAAAAAUACUCACACAGAGUCACACAGAGUCACACAAGGAGCAUUAUCUGGAGGAAAUGUUGCUCGCGAGAGACUGACAGGUGCCACCAUCCUCGUCAUCGUUCGUUAUACACCCAAAAUGAAUCUUGGAGUCGCAAGAAUGCCGCAGAUGUGGUAUAGUCGCUCGUGGCUGAUACUCAGUAUAGAAAACUGCCCGACAAUAAGGACUCAUCACUACUUCCGCGCUAAUUCCGCACCAAUUCCGUGCCUCGAUCCCAUUCCAUGGCGAUGCAUUCAUGCCAAUCUCCGCCAUUUUGUUCCCGAGGCAGGUCGACCCGAGCAGAUUUCCGCCGGCCAGGGACACAACCAUGUGCUCCUGGGUACCAGAAUAUCACUGUGGCGUAUUUCUGUACGUGUGCCUCACAUGGCCACUGUGGUCGGACGCUUGAGGCAUACUCAAAAAAAUCGAUAUAUAAUGACCUAUGGUGUCGUCUUAAACGCAAACCGCCGUGGAGCCCUAUCGUUGCCACACCUCUCAAAGGUCUUCUUCUCACGAUGAGCAUUAACGGAAACAUGGGCAACGCGACCUACUCGAUCCCUCUGGAUCAAUGCUACGCAAACGUCUCUGCCGCCGCAUGGGAUUGUUGUAAUGCAGCAGGAGGAUUCCUCAACUAUUACACAGGAUACUGCUCUCGACAGCCUCACGCCAACACGUACAGCCAGUUCUCUGAUUUAUACGAAGGAUGCGGCCGUGGGCUGAGAUACUCUGGAGGAAAUUUCUCAAACCUGGCGUAUGGGUGUCAUGGGAAUGCAGCGACAGGUGCAGGGUUCGAAAGUAGCAAGCCCGUGGUCCUGUCUGCGGUGUUGGCUUGGUUGUUGGCGGCUUUCAUAAUGAGCGCUGUCUGAGCUGUGAAAGUUUAAGGGUGAGUAUCAGGCAGAGCGC